Messenger RNA from Hyaloscypha bicolor E, 625 nucleotides. RefSeq lists its product as uncharacterized. The record is from RefSeq and is a predicted model, not a curated record. The transcript has a single exon. Bases 297 to 584 code for a protein of 95 amino acids. Lineage: Eukaryota; Fungi; Ascomycota; Leotiomycetes; Helotiales; Hyaloscyphaceae.
GGGCUAAACGGUAUGCUAGCUUGUUUGUGUACUGUUACACCUAGGUCGACAUUCGCACAGAACACUAGCGUUGUUGCAUUGACUCGCUGUGCAAACCGGAAAGCCGGCUAUGCCGUCUGUUUCUUCUUGGCUGUGAUGGAUAUCUCCUCCAAGUUUGCAGCCGCCCUCGUCGCCUUCCCGGCGUCAGUUCUAGGAGGCACGACAACCUUCCUCUUCUCUUCUGUCGCCAUUUCAGGCAUCAGGCCACCUCAGCCGUGUCGCUCACACGUCGCACCCGUUUCGUCUUGACCGCUGCGAUGUCUCUGGGUUUUGGGGCUACCUUUGUACCAUCGUGGUUUUCGUAUGUCUUUAUUUAUACAAGAGACAAUCGUGCAAAGGUUGGCUUCCUUGACGUAAUCGUCUUGGUGAUAGAGACCGGCUUUGCUAUCACUGCGUUCCUUGCCAUCAUGUUGAACGUGAUUAUCUCAGAGGACCAAGAGGAGGAGAUGGAGAGUCUAAUGAGAAAUGAUGGGCAGGAGGAAGCAGAACCCCGGACUUUAGAUGCUAUUGGCCGGAAAAGUGCUGGUCGACGGCAGUCAAAAUGAGGAAAUAGAUUCGUGAUGGGUCAUGAGGCACAGGUUUCCAC